AUGUCUUCCCUGUGGUGGGAGCAGUGGCCCCUGCUGGCUUCAAAUGGUACCCCCGGCUUCGCGGACAACAAUAGCUGCUUCAGCAGCACACAGAGCACCGUACUCAAGGGAGUUGGCUUUGGAGGAGUGCCAGUUGUGUUAGUGCUGGAUUUCUCUGUCUUUCUGGUGUUGCUGGUUGCCUUCUCUAUUAUCAGGAGGAAGUUCUGGGACUAUGGGCGUCUGGCAUUAGUUGCAGACAACGAAGGGUUCACCGAGUCAAGCCGCCGUCGCUAUGGGCGCAUGUCAUCGAUAGUGUCCAGCGUGGAUGACCAGGAGUAUGAAUUGGGAUUCUGCUCUUGGCUGCCUUACAUCCUCAGAAUGGAUGAGGGAAAAAUGCAAGCCAAAUGUGGCAUCGAUGCCGUUCACUACCUGUCCUUCCAGCGUCAUCUGAUCGCCCUGCUGAUGGUCAUAACUGUCACCUCCCUCGCAGUCAUACUGCCCGUCAACAUGACUGGAGACCUGCUGGAUAAUAAUCCACAGAGUUUUGGAAGGACAACUGUUGGGAAUCUUCAAAAGGGAAACAACCUGUUAUGGCUGCAUACAGUGUUUGCAGUCCUCUACCUGGCCCUGACACUUGUUGUGCUGCGGCGUCACACGUCACAAAUGAAAGGCAUGCGCAGAGAGACAAGCAGGAACAGUUUGUUUUUGUGUUCGGUCCCUAAAACGGCAACAGAGGAAGCUGUGAAAAAACAUUUCACAGAGGCGUACCCUUCCUGUAAAGUGUGUGCUGUGACCCUGGGCUUUGACGUGUCCAAGCUCAUGCACCUUGACAAGGAGAGGAUGCGAGCAGGAAAAAACCUGCGCUACUACGAGCGUGCCUUAGAGAAAACAGGGCAAAGCGAGUUGAUUAACACUCGUUUGUGUGGUAACCUCUGUUGCUGCUCUGAGAAGGUUGAUGCCAUAGAGUACUACAGUACUAAAGAAAAAGACUUGUUGGAGGAGGUGAGGAAGCAGGCAGAGCUGGUGCCACAGCGCCCCCUGGGGAUGGCCUUUGUCACCUUACAGACCGAGGCUAUGGCCAAGUUCAUUCUGAAAGACUUCAAUGCACUCGAGUGUGGCGGCGCAAGCUGCUGUUGCUGGAGACAGCCCCAACCUUCGACCGAGAGUGGAACUCUGAAAGUGAACAAGUGGAGCGUCAACUUUGCACCCCAUCCCAAAAAUGUGUAUUGGGACAAUCUGUCCGUGCGCGGUUUCCCCUGGUUCAUGCGCUAUUUGAGUCUCAACUUCUUCCUUUUCUUCCUGCUCACCUUCCUCACGACUCCCACCAUCAUUAUCAACACCAUGGACAAGUUCAACGUGACUAUGCCCAUCUACUAUCUCAACAGCCCCAUCGUCAGUCAGUUCUUUCCCACUCUCCUGCUGUGGACUUUCUCUGCAUUGCUGCCUACCAUAGUUUACUAUUCUACAAUAGGAGAGGCACACUGGAGCAGGUCAAGUGAGCAGCUGAGCAUGAUGCGUAAACUGUACUUCUUCCUGCUCUUCAUGGUGCUAAUCCUCCCCUCGCUAGGACUCACCAGUCUUGCAGUGUUUUUCCGCUGGCUGUUUGAUAGAGAGUUUCUCGCAGAUGGGAAACUGAGGUUUGAGUGUGUGUUCUUACCUGACCAAGGGGCGUUCUUCGUCAACUACGUGAUCACAGCGGCUCUGGUGGGCUCUGGGAUGGAAUUGCUGCGGUUGCCAGGGUUACUGCUUUACACCAUUCGUAUGGCGUUUGCUCGCUCUGCAGCUGAAAGAAAAUAUGUCAAACAGAACCAGGCGUAUGAGUUUGAAUAUGGAGCCAUGUAUGGCUGGUGCCUGUGUGUGUUCACUGUCAUUAUGGCCUACAGCAUCAUAUGUCCUAUUAUUGUGCCUUUUGGUCUCCUGUACAUGAUGCUGAAGCACCUGGUGGACAAACACAACAUGUACUUUGCCUACCUGCCUGCUCGCCUAGACCGCCAGGUCCACCUGGGAGCUGUCAAUCAAGCUCUGGCCGCGCCCAUCAUCUGCCUAAUAUGGCUUUAUUUCUUUUCUGUGCUCAGAGCAGGUUUCUGGACUGCCACAUCUCUCUUCACACUGGUGGUCCUGUGUAUCACCGUCUUCAUCUGCGUCAGCUAUACACUCUUCGGCCAUUUCAAGUACCUCAGUCCACACAACUAUGAGGUGAAAGAAGAGGAUAAGGAUACAGUAGAGGGAGUGGAAGAAAACACCACGGUCUACCUUCCCAGAGUGCUUAAUCCCAAAUCACCUGCCAGCGCACAACCGGGGUCUAAACUUCAGCAGUCGUACGGCUCCACAGAGGGCAGCGCGAUCCUCAGCUCCGACAGCCCGUAUACGGACAGCGUGUCGGACGGCUGAAUCAGAGAAUCUAAACACUGAGUCAUAGCUGUGGAACUCAUGAUGCCCAUGAAAUCUGCUUCCUUCACAAUGAUUUCAGCACUGAGGUUUGAAUUCACCUCCACCCUACUGCUCAGUCAGACACAGCCCGUCCCAUUGAGACAAAAUCACCACAUGGUACGUGACCAGCACUGAGCUGCCCAACACCAGUCCAACUUUCUUACCUUCUACUUCUGGAAAGAUACAAGUUAAAAGUACCAGUGAGGACAGUGUGUUGAAUUUGAAUUGGUUUCUACAAGAAAGUGGGUAAACAGGAAUUGAUUUGAUAUUCGGAUCAUUAUUUGCACUUGAUCAGCAUAGCACACACACAUCCACGACAAACCUGCUGAGUCUGUAUUUUCUCUAUUAGACCUCUCUCAUGUCAAGCCAAAACCUGCCAUUUCAAAUAUGCUAUAAUGUUUGUGACAAAAACACUGGAAUCCAUUACUUGCACAGGCUGACGCUAAUUAUGCAAGUAUGUUACCAGAACAAGACAAUCACGCCAGCAACACUCACGCCAAAGAGGUGGAGAAGCAGAGUUUGUUACUUGUUAUCCAGAUUUUCAACUUUAGAUUUCUUCACAGUGCCUUUUUUUGAUGCCAGAGGACAACACCUGCCAAGGGAAUAACUAAUGUUCACAAUGCACUUUUUGUAUCAAGAGAGGCCUUACAAGAUUUGUAAUUAGACAAGAGAACAUUUCUAUCAGUAUUGCAGGAGUUUUGCAACCAAAACUUUUUUUUUGGUUUAAUCCACAUAUGACAAUGGUUAGAGCAUUAUUUUGUAUUAUUUUUUUAAGAUUGUUUAAGAAGACAAUCAUGCUGUUGAAUUAAUGAAAGAACGUUUUUAAACAGGUCAACGUUUAUUUGUAUUUAAUGUACUUUGGAUUUAUGUUUUUGCAGCUUAUUUUUUUAAAUGUGCAUUUUAACAAGGAGCCAAGUUUGUAACUGUACAGAGGUUGAUAAUCAGAGUGUUGAUAACAACGGAUAAAAUGUCUUCGGAUUGCAUAUGUUAGGAGGAACUCAGCUUUGUAUAUGGUUAUUUAAAUAUCAAUAUUAAACAUGCAGUUUCAAAAUACAA
Sebastes umbrosus (honeycomb rockfish) is the source of this 3465-nucleotide messenger RNA. It is a transcript of the gene tmem63a, whose product is annotated as transmembrane protein 63A. The transcript has 22 exons. Gene Ontology annotation, molecular function: calcium-activated cation channel activity. Lineage: Eukaryota; Metazoa; Chordata; Actinopteri; Perciformes; Sebastidae. The record is from RefSeq and is a predicted model, not a curated record. The coding region runs from base 1 to 2370 and encodes 789 amino acids. Gene Ontology annotation, cellular component: plasma membrane.